AUCAUUCUCUCCGAGGAAGCCUGGUGCAAAAUUAAGAUCAAAGAUGGCGGAAGGACCUUGUGGGUAUAGCAUUGCUUCCACGCCGUUUAACAGGUUCAUCACAUCAUUUACAUAGUAACAACUUGGCUGUACAAAUGGUGUUUCCGGAGAUACCAUCUGCACGAGCUUUCCAGGCGAUACGCACGGUAAGCGUGAGUGAACUUUCAGGUUUGAGAGAGGAAGAUCUAAGGCCUCUGCUGCCAUGUUUGGUCCGAAUGGCUCUCUGCUCUCCAGUAGACGAAAGUGCAAAGUGGACAGAUGCCCGCAAGGAAGUACAGAAACUCUUGUCUGGCUUAGAAGUAGUGAACUCCAUAGUUGCACUGCUGUCUGUGGAUUUUAGUCUCCUUGAGCAAGAUGCAUUGAAAGAGCAGCAGCUGAGAAAAAAGAUUGGCGGUAGUACAAGCUCCAGUGUUCUAGUUGAGUCCUUACAAAACAGUCUUGCUUUAGAGUUUGAACGCAGUGAACCAUCAAGGCGUCUUAGAUUGGUACUGAGUGAGAUCCUUCGUAUUAUGAGCCAGGUGGAGGUGAGGCAGGAGUUUAUUCCUGAGAAGUGUGAACUUUUUGAAAGUGAAGUUUACCUGGAGGAAGUAUCAGAUGUAAUUUGCAUCGGGCAAGCUGAGCUGCCAUCACUUCUUGCUUUAAACCAGCUAGCAGAGGCUCUCCUCAGGGUCAAGCAUGGUCCUUGGUUAUUGUGUCGACUGGUGGCUAAUGCUCCUGACAGCUUUGAACAAGUGUGCAGUUCUCUGCUUGAGCAUGGUGAAGUACAAGAUGAAGGUAGUCUAGGUGGCCUGGUGCGAACUCAAGCCUUACGGCAGCUUUGUGCAAUGAACCCCAGCUCUGCGUUUGCUAUGCAUUCUGAGGCACUCAGACUGUGUCAUAUGCCCGGUCUUGCUGUGGCUCUUAUCCUUGACUUUGGUGUUGACAGCGGUGGUUCUUUGAGUUCAAGUGAUCUUGUGGCAUUCCUCAGUGGCCUUCUUUUGGGAGGAGAUACAAAAGCCAGGAACUGGUUUUCUUCAUUUGUUAGGAUUGGACAGAAGUCUAAUACAUCAAUCUUGGCCUCUCUGAGAAGUCAGUUACUGAAGGAGAUGUCAUCUUUAGUUCCAAGUGGAACGACAAAAGGAGCAAGGUCACAGAACAGCAGAUCUGGGGUAAAGGAUUUAGUCACAGAAGGUGAUGUCAGACAAGAGGAUGAAGAAACAUUAGAAAUACUUCAAGCAAUGGAGGUCAGCACAGAUUAUGAAAUCACUGAAGAGAGUUCUGAAACCUCCCACAUAAACUUUGAAACAGUAGAAAUUAGUGAUGAAGGUGUGAUCCACGGGACAGCACUCCUGAGACUGUACUGUGCUCUUAAAAGAUUGGCAGGUAUGAAACUAACCUCACAAGAAUCAGAAGCAUUGCUUCGGCUGAUAACGUGCCACCCUCCACCUACUGCCGCAGGGGUGAGGUUUGUUGUGGUUGGCCUGUGUACCCUUCUGGUCUGUACCAACAUAAUGAGUUCACCAGAGCAUGAACAGAUUGCUACCCACUGGAUAAAGUGGCUGUCCAAAGAGGAAGCUCACUAUGAAGCAGCGAGUGGUAUACAUGCAUCCUUUGGAGAGAUCCUUCUGCUAAUAGCCAUUCACUUUCAUGCCAGUCAAGUGGAAGCCAUUGCUGAUCUUGUGUGUUCUGUUCUUGGGAUGAAUAUCAGGCUGGGUUCGCUAACAAGAAUGAAAACACUUUUCACACAGGAAAUAUUUCCUGAGAAGGUUGUGACAGCCCAUGCUGUAAUAGUUCCUGUCACACCUCGGCUGAGUUCAGAGGAUACAGGAUUCCUUCCAAUUCAUUGCAUUCAUCAGUUGCUACGGUCGCGAGCAUUCACCAAGCAUGCAGUUCCUGUUAAGGAAUGGGUGUAUAAGCAGAUCUGUUGUUGUACCACUCCUCUCCACCCUCUAGUUGUACCUCUUCUUGAAGCUUUUGUACAUUCUGUCAUCAAUCCCACAUCCAAGUCAAGUAAGAACAAAGAAGCUGUUUUCACUCUGCGUGGAUUUACUGAUGCUGAAGUCAUGUCAGUCUUUGCUGCAGAAUCACAGGAAGAAGGAGCUGCAUUCAGAAUCCAUGGACUUCUCUUAGAACCCAUGAGGAGAAGUUCUGUGUAUGUGGCCACAGAACUGUCAUCUCAUCUCACGUCUCAGAUUCUGAUGUUAUAUUAUGUUUUAACAUACCAAGACUGUCUUCUUUCAAAUAUGAAGGCUUUAGUUGCCAACAAUAUUCAGCCUCAGUGGCUGUCACCCAUGUUGCUGUCACAACUACCUAUCAAGCAUCUGUUGGAGCAAGCCAGGAGUCGUCGUCGUGAAUUUCGGGGUCUGUAUGCUCCCCUACUGCAGCUGAUCAACACUCACUUGCCACACCUGUGUUUAGUGGAUGACUGGCUGCGACAGGAAGAAGUAUUCACUGCUCCACACUUGUCAGCAGCCUCACCACUGCUUCAUGUCCAAUGUUCACCUCCUCAUUUAAAAGAAGCAUUAGACUUGCUGCCAGAUAAUCCCUGUUCUGCUCUUCUGCUGCUUAAAAGACUGUUACAACUAGAGCCUAGUGCUCUGAUUCCUCAUAUGGAUGUACUUGUUGAAGCCUUACCUGGUUUAUUGGAGCCUGGGGUCCCCCGGCGGGUGCAAACACUAUGUUGUGAACUUUGGACAAAAAUUAACACUGUUGUACCUCGCAAAUUGUGGUUAGCCACUGUCAAUACGCUGUGUCCAGCAGAGACUCCCAUCCUUCAUCUUACUCCUCAACUGUACACGGAUGAAGACAUCAUGAAAGAUCCUUUGACUGUGCUUAGAUGUGACAGAAGAGUGUUCAGAUGCCCACCAUUAUUUGAUCUUUUGGUGAGGGUCCUCAUGGGGUACCUGGUAGGCUCAAGGGCCCUUUUAAGUCAAUACCUCCAAGCACAUCCUGCAUCAAGAACUGAAGGAUUAGCUGUUGAACAAGAGCGAGAGGAGCUCAGGGCUGCUCUGGUGACAGCACAAGAAAGUGCAGCCAUACAGAUUUUACUAGAAGUUUGUGUCAAAACACCUAAGGAUCAGGAUCAACCAGGCUGCAGUGGAUCAGCAGUGCUGCGUGAAGUCCAGUGCCGUGUCUGCUCACAGCUACAUCAGAUGUUUAUUGCUGUUCCUGACCUUGCAAAACUUGUGCAUUUCCAGGGUUACCCUGUAGAACUUCUCCCAGUGACAGUGGCUGGCAUCCCCUCUAUGCACAUCUGUUUAGAUUUUAUUCCAGAGCUCAUAAACCAGCCACAACUGGAAAAACAGUUGUUUGCGGUUCAGCUUGCCUCAUACCUGUGCCUACAGUUCCCACUCCCUAAAGCCAUGGGUGUGGCCAAAUACAUUCUCAGUCGGCUCAGCUCUCUUCUAGCCACACUCCCGUCAAGCAAGCGUGUACCAUUUUUCACACCUGCCCUCCCAGCUUUGGUGAGAUUUUGCCAUGCAUUCCCACCUCUGUGUGAUGAGGCCACUGGGUUUCUAUUAGAACUUGGUCGUGUGGCAGUUUCUCAUGCAUCAGCAUCUGCUGCCUUCAUUCUGGGUACUCCUGGAUCACUCUUAAAUCAAUUGUCUUUGGAGCAACUGCAAGAAACUGCUGACCAAGUGGAUCAUGGGUUCACAGAUGACUCCUGGUUGCCAAACAACUUGACCCAGGAACAUGAAAAAGGUACAUUAGAGGGUACAGUUGACAACACUGAUACUGCCCUUUGUCAAGCCAUUGAAAAAACAUUUCUUGAUGUAACAAAUGUUGCUUUAGUAAAGCAACAUAACUGUGAACAGUAACAGCAAAAACAGGGACAAGAUGAAUGAAUCAACACUGAAGAAGCUCCAGCAGGAAUACUGCAUUAGGCAACAAGCCAAGUUGGGACAUAGGGUCAAAUGAUACUCUUUCUUAACUCACCCUCUUACAGCUAGUGCAUUUGUUUUGUAGAUUAAUCAUCAGUCAGUUUUGUUAAAAGAAAGUCAGUGCUUGGCUUGCAUGUGAAAUGGAAUUUUGAGAGGAAGUUUUUGUGAGUGAGCUAGUGCCAUGGCAAGAGCUUUAAAUUUCCUUUAUUUCUGUUAAAAACUAUUGAACAGUUCUGCUUCUGAUAGAUAAGACAAAUGUGUUCACUUUUAUUUCAUUUGAAGCUCACAAUAAAUAGCUUUCUACGAAGACUAACAUCUCUAUUUACAAACUAUCCAAGUUGGAUUAUAUAGAACUUUCAAAAAAGUAAUAUUGGAAGCUUCCAGUGUAAUAUGAAAUGUUCUGAAAUACAUUUUAGCCAUUUGUGGCAUCAUAGUUUACCUAUCAACAGACAGUCACAUUCAGUUGUCAAGGUAAAGGACUUGGAGGUUGAUGUAAAGGCCAUUAUGCCAAAAAAAAACAACAAACAAAGAAAUGGACAUUGAAACAUUUACAUGUGAAUGUAAAAAUUCUUUGAUUGUAGUUGUUAUUUCAUGUAUUAAAUAAUUUUACAUAACUAAUAAAUAGUAACUAUAAACUUUAAUUAAAAUAGCGUAUUUACACAGGCUUUACAUGGUCCAAUGAAAGCUAAAUCUUAAGAAAAUGAGGAAAUGAGAAAUUACUGUCAGGAUGAUGAUAAUACUGAAAAACUUUCAUCCAGCCUUGUUUAAGUACGAACAAAUCCUUCUCUAAAAUGGCAGCAAAAAAUUAGGUUGCUAAAAUUACUAGUACCAUAAUUAAGUACUAGAGAUUGCAAGCUUUUCCAUGGAUUUUGAGCAGUUUCACACCAGACUACUUCAUGAUAUUAAAUCAUAUUGCAAAACUACAUAUCAAAAUUUGUAUACUGCAUGUCUCAUCCAAUUUGUUUGCUAGACAUUUUAGCUUCCAGAAAUGUAAUAAACUGGUCAUAACAAUACUAAGAAACA
This is a messenger RNA of Stylophora pistillata, 4922 nucleotides long. Its product is annotated as integrator complex subunit 2. Gene Ontology annotation, biological process: snRNA 3'-end processing. Gene Ontology annotation, cellular component: integrator complex. Lineage: Eukaryota; Metazoa; Cnidaria; Anthozoa; Scleractinia; Pocilloporidae. The record is from RefSeq and is a predicted model, not a curated record.